Molecule: messenger RNA, 3208 nt
Organism: Malania oleifera
Lineage: Eukaryota; Viridiplantae; Streptophyta; Magnoliopsida; Santalales; Ximeniaceae
Product: GPI ethanolamine phosphate transferase 3
Exons: 20
Coding region: 58-3033 (991 amino acids)
Biological process (GO): GPI anchor biosynthetic process
Cellular component (GO): endoplasmic reticulum membrane
Molecular function (GO): mannose-ethanolamine phosphotransferase activity
Source: RefSeq, a predicted model, not a curated record
ACUAAUACCUGGCAUAAGUUAAGGCAGUCAAUAGUUUCCUCAGUCACAUAUCCGGCGAUGGGUGGCGCUCGGGGCGGUAGAAACAGAGAAGGAAGAGGAAGUGAGAAGUGGGGACGGCGGCGGAACGGAAAAUGGGGUCAGAUGUGGUUAUUUCUGUUUGUGAUUACGGUGGUUCACGGCGUCGCCAUUCUCAUAUUCACCAGAGGCUUUCUGCUCACCCGAACGGAGCUUCCAUUCUCUAGCCAUUGCUCCGAUGUUUCUCAGUCGCCCUGCUUCUCCUCUUCGUCUAUUCCUUCCUCUAAUUCUUCUGCCAAUCAUCACGAGACGACCAGUUCUUCGCACCACAAGCGCCCGCGAUGUUGGACCAAACCUGCUAUAGAUCGCCUUGUCAUCAUCGUUCUCGAUGCUCUCAGGUUCGACUUUGUAGCUCCCAGUAAAAUUUUUCAAGAAUCGAAGGCUUGGAUGGACAAAUUAUUAGUGCUACAACAAUUGGCUUCCACACAACGAUCAUCAGCUAGGAUUUUCAAAGCUAUUGCUGAUCCUCCUACCACAAGUUUACAGCGUUUGAAGGGCCUGACAACUGGUGGACUACCUACUUUUAUUGAUGUUGGGAAUAGCUUUGGUGCUCCAGCAAUUGUUGAAGACAACUUUAUACAACAGUUGGUUCAAAAUGGAAAGCGAGUAGUAAUGAUGGGGGAUGAUACAUGGACGCAGUUGUACCCUCAUCAUUUUAACAAGUCUUAUCCAUACCCCUCUUUUAAUGUUAAAGAUCUUCACACGGUAGACAAUGGAUGCAUUGAACACUUGACACCAACAUUGUAUGAAGAAGAUUGGGAUGUUCUUAUUGCACAUUUUCUUGGCGUGGAUCAUGCUGGGCACAUAUUUGGUGUUGAUUCCUCCCCAAUGGUACAAAAGUUGGAGCAAUACAAUGUUGUCUUAGAGAAAGUAAUUGAAGUCUUGGAGAGCCAGUCUGGACCACUUGGCUUACAUGAGAAUACAUUUCUCGUUGUGAUGGGUGACCAUGGGCAAACCUUAAAUGGUGAUCAUGGUGGGGGAAGUCCUGAAGAGGUUGAAACAUCAAUUUUUGCCAUGAAUUUUAAGAAGCUUCAAUCUUCUAUUCCAUUUAAAUUUGAUUCAUCUUGUGAACAUGAUUUGGAUGGGAAGAUGUGCAUCAACUCCAUCCAACAGCUUGACUUUGCAGUAACAAUGUCUGCAUUACUUGGUGUCCCCUUUCCUUUUGGAAGCAUUGGCCGUGUUAAUGCAGAUCUGUAUGCUUUAGGUGCUGGUACAUUGGACUUGGAGGGCACAAAUUUAGAAUAUUACAAAAAUCAAUUGCGAUCUGAGGAAUGGAUGCAAAAUUAUGUCAAUGCUCUCUGUGUCAAUUCUUGGCAGGUGAAGAGGUAUGUUGAUGUUUAUUCAGCUUCAUCACUCAUUGGAUUUUCUGCUGAGGACAUGUCACACAUAGCAGACUUAUAUGCUCAAGCAGAUGAGAAUUGGUCACAUAUUACCAUGAACUUAUCACUAUAUAAGAAUGAAGGCCAUCAUUUCUUAUUACCUGCUCUUAAGAGGCAAAUUGAUUUAUAUUCUAAUUUCUUAGCACAUGUUGCUGACCUGGCACGUUCCAAAUGGACUGAGUUUAAUAUAAAGAUGAUGGCUACUGGUUUCGGCAUUAUGUUAAUAUCACUUCUACUCCACUUUCUGGUGAUCAAGAGGAUGAACCAGCAAUAUGGUGUUUCUUUGAUGUUUUGUGGACAGUCUGGGAUUUCCUUUAACUUAAUUUUUUCUUGUUUUGUGGUGGCUAUACGUGCAAUCAGCUUCCUCUCAAAUAGUUACAUCUUGUUGGAAGGAAGAGUAGCAAAUUUUCUUUUAGCUACUACUGGCAUUGUCAAGUUACGUUAUUCGAUCAUGAAAGAGAAGAUGUUAUUAGAAGCAGUUCUCUUCCUUCUUUUGGUCACAGUUUGCAGAUUUAUGAUUGAUGUUGGGCUGUCAAAGCAGGGCGCCACGUCUGUCUUCUUGAAGGUACAACCUUCAUGGAUGCUUAAGCUUACCUCGGGCUUUCCUCUUUGGAUAUAUAUAGAUGAAGUUGUACCGCUGCUGAUGCUGGUUUUAUUGGUGUACUUGCUGUCAAAAGCUAUUUCUUGCAAAUCUUGUGAAGGGGUUUCGAAGCGUGUUAUCAUGGGAACCAUUAUAAAUUAUAUGCUCAUAGCAGUGCAGUGGGCCUCAGAAAGCAGAAUAUGGAGACUGGAUCUGGUGUUUGAUGCCUUUGGAAGAAACCUCAUUCCUCAAAUAAUUUAUGCUAUAGUAGUAGUAGAAUUAUCAUUUCUGGUGUUUGGUCAGCUGUUGAACAAAGAUAGUGAUCUAGAUUGCAAGAAAAGCCUUGUGAAUAAAACAGUGGCAAUGUUAUCUGCAUGGAGUUCAGUAGUCAUUCUUUUAUCUGGGAAACAAGGUCCCUUGAUUGCCUUAGCAUCCAUAAUUGGAGGUUAUUGCAUAAUGAGGUUGGACAAUAUAGAACAGGACAUUAAAGAUGGUAUUGGUCCUCUUCCUGUAACACAAUGGAACCUUUUGGCUGUGUGUCUGUUUUUCUGCUCUGGUCACUGGUGUGCUUUUGAUGGCCUCCGAUAUGGUGCUGCAUUUAUUGGGUUUGAUGAGUUCAUCCUUGUUCGCCAAGGAGUCCUCCUUGCAAUAGACACUUUUGGUUUCUCUCACAUACUUCCAAUAUUUGGACUUCCACUUCUUGCUGUUUGGCGAUAUAUUUGGAGUGAUACUGCCCGCAGAAAGCAAUUUAUUUUAAUACAGUUAACUCAAGUGUAUAUGAUGUAUGGGCUGAUUAUGGCCACUGCAGUUGCAGUCAUGAUGCUAUGCGUCACAAUUCACAGGCGCCAUUUGAUGGUAUGGGGAUUAUUUACUCCCAAGUUCGUUUUCGAUGUAGUAGGUCUUUUACUUGCAGAUGUGUUGAUUUGUUUGGCCUCACUUUUCUGCUUUCGUCAAGUGGAAGAUGAUGAUGAGCCACAUCAUAACGUCACUGAAAACUGAAGAGGUCAUAUUGCAAUUGAGUGAGAAAUUUUUUGCCAGAUAGAUUUUAGUGGUGUAAUAAUUCAUUUGUUCAAAAUGGAAAAUACUGUAGAUCUAUAAUCUCUUGCUAAAACAAUGCUGGGCUCAAUUUUUUUUAUAGGAAUACAGUGAAAGAAAGAGACUCAGAUUGGACAUU